AGCGGCGAGCCGGCUCUCUAAAUCUAUUUCCAAAACAAACGCUGCUUCACUGACGAGAUCGACUUAUUUUCUAUUUUCAGCGAAAGUAAACAGAAAAUAGAAUUUUAAAGAUAAAAAUUAUAACUGGUUGAAUCCACGGGUGUCGAAAAGUGGAGCAAAGGGUGCAAAAUCAUCUUAAUUGUCUACUUGAUUGGCUUAGAAAAUGUCCAUCGAAAUCGAAAGUGCAGAUGUGAUCCGGCUGAUCCAGCAGUAUCUGAAGGAGUCAAAUCUGUACCGGACGCUGCAAACGCUACAGGAGGAAACAGGCGUGUCGCUGAACACGGUGGACAGCGUGGACGGCUUCGUGUCUGAUAUCAACAACGGCCACUGGGACACGGUACUCAAGCAGAUCCAGUCGCUGAAGCUGCCGGACAAGAAGCUGAUCGACCUAUACGAGCAGGUGGUGCUCGAAUUGGUUGAAUUGCGCGAGCUCGGCGCCGCCAGGUCGCUGCUCAGGCAGACCGACCCCAUGAUCAUGAUGAAGCAGCACCAGCCCGACAGGUAUAUCCACCUGGAGAGCAUGCUGGGCCGGUCGUACUUCGAUCCGCGCGAGGCCUACCCUGACGGCAGCAGCAAGGAGAAGCGCCGCGCGGCCAUCGCGCAGGCGCUGUCCGGAGAGGUGUCCGUCGUGCCUUCAUCGCGUCUGCUCGCACUGCUUGGACAGGCGCUCAAGUGGCAACAGCAUCAGGGACUCCUCCCUCCAGGGACGACAAUUGAUUUGUUCCGCGGCAAGGCGGCCAUCAAGGACGUGGAGGAGGAAAAAUACCCAACGCAGAUGUCGAAGCAGAUCAAAUUUGGGCAGAAGUCACAUGUGGAGUGCGCACGUUUCUCUCCAGACGGGCAGUACCUUGUGACAGGUAGCGUGGAUGGUUUCAUCGAGGUGUGGAACUUCACAACCGGAAAGAUUCGCAAGGACCUUAAGUGCCAGGCUGAAGACAACUUCAUGAUCAUGGAGACGGCCGUGUUGUGCCUCGCCUUCAGCCGUGACUCUGAAAUGCUCGCUUCAGGGGACAAGGAAGGCCGUGUCAAGGUGUGGAAGGUGCAGACGGGGCAGUGUCUGCGUCGUCUGGAGCGGGCGCACACGCAGGGUAUAACAUGCGUGCAGUUCUCGCGGGACAACAGCCAGCUGCUGACGGCGUCGUUCGAUGCGAGCGUACGCAUCCACGGACUCAAGUCAGGCAAGUGCCUGAAGGAGCUGCGUGGGCACAAGUCGUUCGUGAACGAGGCCAUCUUCUCGGCCGACGGCCACAGCGUGCUCAGCGCCUCGUCCGACGGCACCGUAAAAGUGUGGAGCGUCAAGACCACCGAGUGCACGUCCACAUUCAAGUCACUUGGCGGUACGAGCAGCGCCGUCGCGUCUGGCUCGCUCGCCGACACCACCGUCAACACUGUCAUCCUCCUCCCCAAGAAUCCUGAGCACUUUGUCGUCUGCAACCGCUCCAAUACGGUCACCAUCAUGAACAUGCAGGGACAGAUUGUGCGUUCAUUCACGUCUGGCAAGAGAGAGGGUGGAGACUUCGUUUGCUGCACGCUGUCGCCGCGUGGCGAGUGGAUUUACUGUGUCGGCGAGGACAUGGUGCUCUACUGCUUUUCCACAGCAUCCGGAAAGCUUGAGAGGACACUCACGGUACACGAUAAGGACGUGAUUGGCUUGUCGCACCAUCCCCAUCAGAACCUGAUCUGCACAUACAGCGAGGACGGCAUGCUGCGUCUGUGGAAGCCUUGAUUCCGAUUCUCAGACUGUGUGCGUGCGUGUGUCGUGUACUUUUAGCCAGAUUUUGUUUAAAUGCGAAAAUUCCCCUAACAUGUAAUUAAAAUUAAAUCAUAUGAGACAAAUUUGUCGAAUUUAAAUUUUUUAUUGAAUGAGAUGGAGCAGCAAACAUUCUUGCUUAAAAAGAAAAUCUUGAGAGACGGAUUCAACUUUGUUGAUCGCAAACUGGUCACAAAAUUCAAUUUUGAAUCCCAUUCAGAGCUUUGUAAUAUAUAUGUAAGCGUUGUAUACUUAAAAUUGUACCUUUAUAGAACCCUUUCUCUGCAUCUCAUAUAUGGCAAGAGUUCCACCAUGGUUAACAUGCAAAUUUAAUGCAGUUUAUCCAAUGUUAUAAAGUUUUAAGAAUUGAUAUUUCAGUUUAAGGCGUUUAAGGGGAUGGUAGUUACUGAAAAUUAACAAGCCAUAUUCGUCCGUCUUUAAAAUUUUAUUUUAUUACGAUGACAAGAAUCAGCGAACCCAGUUGAAUGAGCGAGUUUGAAAGAAGCUAGAACGAGUCUCUCAGCGUAGAAUAUUUCGAUAAACUUCUAGUCCAAAAAAUUUGUACUGACGAUGUCAAAAAGCACACCACGUGCAAAAUAGUUCACAAAACUGUUAAAAAUUCACCAUCACUUCUAUUUGACUCUCAAAGCACCUGAGGAACUGAAUUUUGUCCAAAGGUGGGUUUGAGGGCGGCAUUUUGGUGCCUGGCGACGUGUCUGCGCAUGUCGCCGACCUGCUUGAAGCCCUGGCCGCAGACGUCGCACUGGAAGGGCCGCUCGUUGGUGUGCGUGCGGAUGUGCGCGUCCAAGUGAUUCUUGCGCGAGAACGCCUUGCCGCACGUCAGGCAGAGGAAGUUCUUGAUCUUGUCGUGCACGUCGCGCUUGUGGAUCUGCAGCUUCUUCUGCGCGCGGAAGCCCUUGCCGCACACGUCGCACCGGAACGGCGUCUCGUUUGUGUGAAUGCGUUCGUGCGUCUGCAGCAGCAUCUUGGUUAUGAACGACUUGCCGCAGUACUGGCAGCAGAAUGGCUUCAUGCUCAUGUGCACGCCCUCGUGAAUCUUGAGGUAGUGCUUGCUCUUGAAACGCUUCAGGCACGUCGGGCACUCAAAGUUGCGCUGCUCGCAUGCACUACCCGCCUGAAACACCAUUAAAUUUGUAUAAAGGCUUAAUUUUUCACAAAGUGUGUAGCAUGUCGGAAAAGAGA
This is a messenger RNA of Cloeon dipterum, 2992 nucleotides long. RefSeq names its product Smu1 spliceosomal factor (gene Smu1). Gene Ontology annotation, cellular component: precatalytic spliceosome. Lineage: Eukaryota; Metazoa; Arthropoda; Insecta; Ephemeroptera; Baetidae. Gene Ontology annotation, molecular function: protein binding. Gene Ontology annotation, biological process: mRNA splicing, via spliceosome. Bases 203 to 1765 code for a protein of 520 amino acids. The record is from RefSeq and is a predicted model, not a curated record. The transcript is spliced from 7 exons.